Caenorhabditis elegans is the source of this 635-nucleotide messenger RNA. It is a transcript of the gene taf-10, whose product is annotated as Transcription initiation factor TFIID subunit 10. Bases 12 to 551 code for a protein of 179 amino acids. NCBI's taxonomy places the organism in Eukaryota, Metazoa, Nematoda, Chromadorea, Rhabditida, Rhabditidae. Gene Ontology annotation, biological process: DNA-templated transcription initiation. The record is from RefSeq and is marked reviewed. The transcript has 4 exons. Gene Ontology annotation, cellular component: nucleus.
UUUCAGCAAAAAUGAAUGAUCCAGAGCAAUAUGAGCCUUCUUCGUCGACAGAAAGCGUCCUGAUGCCUCCACCCGCACUUCCACAGUAUUUUCAGCGGCCAGCAGCAGCUCCACAAGUUUACUCCACUCUUGAGCCAUCUGUUCAAAAUUUAAGAUCGUCGUUGCACAAGCCUCUCACCGGAAAUCAGCAACAAUUUGUGCAGAAAACGCUGGAAAAUGUUCAGAAAAAUCCAUCGCAAGACGACACACACGAGUUCAUCAAUCAGCUCGCCGACUAUCCGCCGACGAUUCCCGAUUCUGUAACAUUGCACUUCUUGAAGUCUGCCGGUGUUGAUGGAUCGGAUCCGCGAGUGACUAGAAUGAUCUCGCUGGCGGCUCAAAAACAUGUUUCGGAUAUUAUUCUUGACGCGAUGACAAGUGCUCGUAUGAAAGGUCUCGGACAGACGAAAAAAGGAACGAAAGACACAAAAUACACGCUCACAGAGGAACUUCUCGAUGAAAUUCUCAAAGAAUACGGACACCAGAACACUCGUCCACCAUAUCACACCUAAUUUAUAAUAUACCAACAUGAUACUCCUCAAUGGGUUUUAUAAUGCUUUACAUUUAUUUUCCUGUUUUAUGAAUUUAUGCCGUUU